AUGGAUUUCACCGGGCAAUACAACUUUGCCAACUCUCAGCCCUACCACCAAUUUAUGCCAAUUCCUCCUCUGACACCGUCACACUCGCAUUCCGCCGGCUCCGAUGACUUCAAUGCGUCCCCGCCUGUCAAGGUGCAGCCCUGCCUUAGCGUUCUCUUACCUGAGCAUUACUCUAUCAACGUCGAGCCUCACAAGCACAACGUUUUCGGCUUCUUCAACGUCGAGACAUACGACGCCUUGCCUACCAGCGCAACCGACCAGUUCCAGACUUUCGAUUAUGCUUCCGCCCAAGGCUUCAAUACCAACCCUCAUCAGCCGACCUCUGGGUUUCCCGGCCCCCCGACACCUCCUGGCCAGAAUGUCUUUGCUUCGCAAGCUCAUCAGCAGCAAGGAGGCUCAAUGAGGAAUGGCUCUCCUGACGAGCAGUCCAUACUUCGUGGCGGCGGUGGAAGUGAGGAGGAUGAGAAUUUGACUCCUGCUCAGUCCCGGAGAAAGGCACAGAACCGCGCCGCACAACGUGCCUUCCGUGAGAGGAAAGAGAAGCACGUCAAAGACUUAGAGGCGAAGCUUGCAGGCCUUGAGGCUGCACAGCAGCAAUCUUCCGUCGAAAACGAACGCUUGAAACGGGAUCUCCAGAAAAUGUCCACCGAGAAUGAAAUAUUGCGGGCCACGUCGCGUAUGAGCCAUGGUUCGAUUUCUCCAGAACCUGCAACCGGACCUCUUCGUUUCAAACCUACCGACUUUUAUUCAAAUGUCUUACAGAAUCAUACGAACAAGUCUCCCUCUCACCGCAUUGUUACUUCAGAUGAGGGCGAACGUCUUCUCGCUGCAGGGGCAACCUGGGACUUUAUCAUUUCUCACGAACUGUUCAAGAAAGGCUUGGUUGACAUAGCCGACGUAAGUGAGCGCCUCAAGAACUGUGCUCGAUGCGAUGGCCAAGGUCCUGUUUUCUCAGAACGUUCUAUUACCACUGCUAUCGAACAAAGUGUCGCUAGCGGCACGGAUGAUCUUCUUUGA
This is a messenger RNA of Fusarium sp. VM40, 1017 nucleotides long. The record is from the annotation of a GenBank genome assembly. NCBI's taxonomy places the organism in Eukaryota, Fungi, Ascomycota, Sordariomycetes, Hypocreales, Nectriaceae.